Molecule: messenger RNA, 651 nt
Organism: Setaria italica (foxtail millet)
Lineage: Eukaryota; Viridiplantae; Streptophyta; Magnoliopsida; Poales; Poaceae
Exons: 1
Coding region: 1-651 (216 amino acids)
Source: RefSeq, a predicted model, not a curated record
AUGGAGCCAGGCCAAACAGCUCGCGCCCUCUACGUCGCCAUCGAAAACCUGUUCCAGGUGAACCGCGCGCCACGUGCCAUCUUCCUAAGUCACGAGUUUCACUCGAUGACCCAAGGGGACUCGUCCAUCGAUGACUACUGCCAGUGCAUGAAGACCGCCGCCGACACCCUCCGCGACAUCGGCCACCUGGUGCUAGAGCCCACCCUCAUCCUCAACAUUCUGCGGGGCCUCAACAAGCGCUACUCCACCUGCGGUGACAAUAUUGCUGCGUUGCCUGUUCUCACCUUCGCUAGUGCCCGCAAUCAGCUCAUCCUAAAGGAGUUGCGAUUGGCUAAUGAAGACCAAGUCUCAGCAUCGACGGCUCUCCUCGCAGCCGGACCUUCUUCCUCGUCCUGCCCUGCCUCUGGUUGCCGUAACACAACUUCCUCCUCUACAUCUGCGGGUGGGCAACAGCAGCAUGGCAACGCCGGCAGCGGGCAGCGCUCACGGCACAACAAACGCAGUGGCAACCCUGCCGCUGGGCAAUCAUCUGCUCCACGGCCUACCACCCCCACUGGUUCUUGGGUGUGCAUUAACCCCUGGGCCUUGCAACAGGGUGGUGCUCAGCAAGCCGACGGCUCUAGCUGGUGGGUACCUCUUCCACAGCAGUAG